Messenger RNA from Trypanosoma brucei brucei TREU927, 1008 nucleotides. RefSeq lists its product as hypothetical. NCBI's taxonomy places the organism in Eukaryota, Euglenozoa, Kinetoplastea, Trypanosomatida, Trypanosomatidae. Gene Ontology annotation, molecular function: ATP hydrolysis activity; ATP binding. The coding region runs from base 1 to 1008 and encodes 335 amino acids. Gene Ontology annotation, cellular component: mitochondrial outer membrane. The record is from RefSeq and is a predicted model, not a curated record. The transcript has a single exon.
AUGCGACCUCUGGACGUGUUGCUGAAUGGGUUGCGCGGGCUGUGUACCGCCAUUAAGGAAACACCCCUCUUCAUAUGGGUGUACCUUUCUAUACUGGGCGUGGUGGCUCGGAAGCUGACGUACCGUUUUGGUCUUACGACUAAAAGCAAAAAGAUAGGAAAACACGUCAUCCGCGUUACGGAUGCGGAAGAAACCCUUUCAGAGGAUGUAAUGGACGUGGAAGAAAUUAAUGCGACAUUUGACGACGUGGGGGGUCUGGAAGAUGUGAAAAAGGCACUAAUUGAACACGUGAAGUGGCCGUUUACCCGCCCGGAACUAUUUGAGGGAAACACGCUGAGGUCGCAUCCCAAGGGAAUCCUUCUCUACGGUCCGCCAGGGACGGGAAAGACUCUCAUUGCUCGCGCUUUGGCCAGGGAACUUGGUUGUGCAUUUAUUAACGUGAGGACUGAAUCUCUUUUCUCUAAAUGGGUUGGAGACACGGAAAAAAAUGCUGCGGCCGUAUUCACGCUUGCAGCCAAGCUGUCUCCUUGCGUGAUUUUCGUCGACGAGAUAGAUGCCCUUCUUGGGUUAAGAAAUUCUGUGGAUGCCGCCCCGCAUAACAACGCGAAGACAAUUUUCAUGACACACUGGGACGGUGUAGUCCAGAAAAAGUCAAAGAUUGUUGUCAUAGGGGCAACGAACCGGCCUUUGGCUAUUGAUGAAGCCAUACGUAGGCGACUGCCGCUCCAGCUGGAGGUACCACCACCGGAUAUUACUGGGCGGAGGAAGAUCUUAAAUAUUCUGAUGGAACAUGAUGUGGCGGACGAGUCGAACCGUAGCCGACUCGUGGACUAUGUCGCGUCGAAGACAUUUGGGUACACCGGGUCUGAUUUAACUGAACUGUGCAAAGCCGCCGCAUUAAUGCCUAUCCGGGAAAUAGGCUGCGACAACGAACUACCCUGCUUGGAAUGUCGCCACUUUGACGAGGCCCUCAAGCGGGUCCGGCCUUCGAUGGCAUCAAGCGUUUGA